This is a messenger RNA of Aspergillus pseudotamarii, 396 nucleotides long. RefSeq lists its product as uncharacterized. The record is from RefSeq and is a predicted model, not a curated record. The transcript has a single exon. Lineage: Eukaryota; Fungi; Ascomycota; Eurotiomycetes; Eurotiales; Aspergillaceae. The coding region runs from base 1 to 396 and encodes 131 amino acids.
AUGAAAUUUAAACAAUAUGAUGUCUGUGAUUUAUUAGGUCGGCAGCGAACUAGUUUCGGUAAAGAUAAGCUCCAGCUACUACAUACGCAUGAUCUCUUUAUACGACAAACCUAUUUCCAUACCUACAACCCAUCUAGUAAGAGAGAGCAUAAUGUAGUUAGUCGUCGACUCCAAGCCAUUCGGCAAUUAAGUCCUUAUAUCUGGAUCUUGGUGGCUACCAGCCUGACAUUCUCCCAUAUAGCACGGCUCAAGGAUUUUGAUGAAUGCAUUAGGAGGAUAGCGGAUUGGAAGGAUAUCCAUCCUAUCCCUGGACACCUAGAAGGAAGGGCUCGUGCUAUAUUAGAAGGACUUGACGAGCAAAGGGACAGAAUAAUUCGGGGUACGACACAAGACUAG